AUGUCUCCUCUUCUGUUUGUCCUGGCAAUGGAAUAUUUGUCCAGGUUAUUGAGGAAAGUGGGUAAGCUUAGGCAGUUUAGAGUUCAUUCAAGAUGCAAGAGGAUUGGUCAAAAUCAUCUGAUAUUUGCUGAUGACUUGAUGUUAUUUUGUUAUGGUGACUCACAGUCCAUUUCUUUGAUUCAUAGGGCUUUAAAAACCUUUGGUAAUUGUUCAGGGUUGCAAGCUAACAAGGCAAAAACUGCAAUCUACUUUGGCAAUACUUCUAUAAGUUUUAGAGAGCAAACCUUAAGGCACACUGGUUUCAGUGAGGGUUCUUUCCCUUUCAGGUAUUUAGGUAUUCCCUUAAAUGCCAAAUACUUGAGAUUUGCUGAUUAUGAUGGUUUGGUCGAUAAAAUGCUUUCCAGAAUUACAUGUUGGGCAAGCAGAAAUUUGUCUUAUGCUGCUAGAGUUGUCUUGAUUAAGUCUGUGCUAAUGAGCUUGCACGUAUACUGGGCUCAGUGUCUCCUUCUGCCAGCUUCUGUUUUGGAUAGAAUAACUCAGAUUUGUAGAGCUUUUCUAUGGGAUGGAAGUGCUAAUUUGUCUAGAAGUCCUCCCAUAUCCUGGGAUUGGGUGUGCAAACCCAAAGCAACUGGUGGAUUGGGGAUCAGAAACUGUAAGUUGUGGAACAAAGCUGCUCUGGGGAAAUAUGUUUGGAAAAUUGUUAACAAAGAAGACUCUUUGUGGGUCAGAUGGGUGCAUUCAAUUUACUUAAAAGAUCAAGAAUGGUGGGAUUAUAAACCAAAGAGUAGUGCUGGUUGGGAAUGGAAGAAACUUUGCAAAGUUAAAGAUGAUCUUCAUUCGGGAUUCUUGGAGAAAGCUUGGGCUCAGCAUAAAUACAAGAUUUCUGAAGUCUAUGAUUGGUUGCAAGGAAAUAAUCUGAGAGUUGUUUGGCAUACUUGGAUCUGGAAUAAUUUUAAUUCCCCCAAGCAUGCCUUCAUUUCCUGGCUUGCAAUGCAUAAUAGGCUUAAAACCAGAGAUAGGCUUGAGAGAUUUGAUUUUUGUGAAGACAGCAACUGUUUACUGUGUGGAAAUGCUACUGAAACCAGAAGUCAUCUCUUCUUUGAGUGUCCUUACAGUAGAAGAAGCAUUGAUAUGAUUGCAGUUUGGCUGGGAAUCAAGAAUAGCUGUUAUAAUAUAGACGUGGCCUGGUUGCAUUGGAGAAAGCAAUUUAAAGACCCCAUCUGUAGAAAAGUGGGAACAGCAGGCUUGGCUUCUGUUAUUUACCAUUUGUGGUUUGCUAGAAAUCAUGCUUAUUGGUUCAAAGCUGUAAUUCAUCCUAGGAUCUUAUGUAGAGGAAUCUGUAUAGAAACAGUGGAUAGGAGUAGGCAACUCAUUACAGGGAGUUGGACUAGAAAACAAUGUAAAUGGUUAUAUAGCCUUAAAGGUUGUAUUCUUUGA
Chenopodium quinoa (quinoa) is the source of this 1437-nucleotide messenger RNA. RefSeq lists its product as uncharacterized. The coding region runs from base 1 to 1437 and encodes 478 amino acids. NCBI's taxonomy places the organism in Eukaryota, Viridiplantae, Streptophyta, Magnoliopsida, Caryophyllales, Amaranthaceae. The record is from RefSeq and is a predicted model, not a curated record. The transcript has a single exon.